Aspergillus homomorphus CBS 101889 is the source of this 1613-nucleotide messenger RNA. RefSeq lists its product as uncharacterized. The record is from RefSeq and is a predicted model, not a curated record. Bases 332 to 1420 code for a protein of 362 amino acids. Gene Ontology annotation, cellular component: fungal-type vacuole. Lineage: Eukaryota; Fungi; Ascomycota; Eurotiomycetes; Eurotiales; Aspergillaceae. The transcript has a single exon.
ACAACCCUACCCGCAUUUUGCAUCCGUCGUUAGUUCAGGCCGUCGGCCGAUCUGAUCUUAGACCCUCUCUGUUGGGUGGAGACUCGCCUGAUAGUGCCUCCCCCCCCCGUCUGCCUUGAGACAGCCGCUGUUGAUGCAAUCAGAUUAAGGAAACACUCGCUUUAAUAUACUCGCGCCGUCUGGAUAAGUGACAUUGCCCUUUGGCUAUGCUUAGAUCUGUCCUGCGUCAGCGAUCCUUUAUCGGGCGACAUUUGCGCUAUCGAGAACGUUCAUCCCCGCAUCUCAAACCGCCUUUGCGCAUUUUGUGAUUCUGUGAUCAAUAUCAACGGCCAUGGUCGCUCUAUCAAGGGGCCCCGGAAAGGCCCGUCGACCCCCAAUCACUCUGCUUUUCGUGUUUCUUGCCAUACUUCUUGCACAAGUAUCCGUCGCCCAAGAUGCGACAACGGACGACAGUACGACAACCACCACAAGCGUGAGCUCGAGCACUGAGUCUACCACAACUUCAUCAUCAUCCUCGUCCUCGUCCUCGUCCUCGACAAGCGCUACAACUACCACUUCCUCGAAGAGUAGUGCCACAACGACAGCUUCAACUAUGUCAAUUAGUGGAGAUACCUCGUCAACAUCUACUGGAUCAGCGACUUCAUCUUCGUCCUCAGACGGUUACCCCAUCGUCACUGUGCCGCCGACUGCAGAUGCGCCAUAUAUGCAGAAGUCUAAUAUCCCGGAGGGAACCCUGUUCAUUGCCGUUGGAGCAGUUCUGGGGGCCAUCGGGCUUGCAAUUCUAGCAUGGCGCGGUAUAGUUGCGUGGUCUGUUAAUCGCUCCGUCCGCCAAGCGGCAAUGACGCGCUCGUCCGAGUCGAAAGGCCUCUUGCGUUCGAAGAGAAGAAAGUCACGCGCUCGAAGAUCCUCCUCCACAGGACCUGGCGUCGCCCUCGACAAGCUCGGGGGAGCCGGUAAUCACCAGCACCACCGUCACAGCCACCACAGCCACCGACACCAUCGAACUUCCAAGGGCCCCAGCGCCAACAGCGGGCUCUUCUUCUCCCCAACCGCCGGAAUGCAGCACGGCAGUGGUAUUCGCCGCUCCAGCUACCUCCCCGCGGGCUAUUACAACACCAACAACGCUGGGACUCCCCCGCGCACCCAAGAUGCACGCUAUUCCGCCGCCGAUCUGACGGGGCUCGGGGGUCCUCCAACACAAGGCUAUGCGCGAACUAAGUCUGGCCCCAGUCCUCCCGAGUCACCUGGUCUACCUCAAUACCACGAUCAGCAGGAUACCCCUCCUCGUCGCAGCACCCGGCGGUCUCACGUCGAAGCUUCCACCAGCACCGUAAAUCUAGCCUCUCCGCCAGCCGGAAGGACUCCGAGCGCAUACCUAGAAGAUUUAUUCGAUAGUCAUCCGCCUCAGGACCGGGCAUGAUCCUUGUCGAGUGGAUGGCUAUACCUUCGUAUCUACUGUUCUUCACAUUACUUUUAGGUUAUCUUCCGCGCUGAUUCCAUAUACCUUCGUCCAAAUCUUACCCCAUUCCUGUGUCUAACUAUAUUAUUUCCUGUGCAUAACAUCUCGUGGCAUUGAUGCAUUUUGUUGUCUCUAGUAUACAAUUUCCUUUUCG